Molecule: messenger RNA, 3698 nt
Organism: Schistosoma turkestanicum
Lineage: Eukaryota; Metazoa; Platyhelminthes; Trematoda; Strigeidida; Schistosomatidae
Source: the annotation of a GenBank genome assembly
AAGUGAAGAGGAAAAUCAAGCAAUGCUCAACUUACUGAGACAGACACCGGUGGAUGUCUUAUCUAUGGAAUGGUUGAACUCAGAACCUCGAACUAUAGAAGCAAGAUCUUAUCUGAUUGGUAAUAUUUUGCCUCAAGUUGUUCUGGGCUUGGAGUCUAUAUUGAAAGAAGCAACUCAGAGAAACCUGAUUAUGCGUGACGUACUGGAUGAAAAAAAUUAUCAAGCAGGAUCGGACAGAAAUUUUAAUCCCGUUAAUCGGCUAGCUGAAUAUCUAAUGCGUAAUAAUCAUAAAUCACAUCAUUUCAAUGAAUCCUCAUCUUAUAUAAGAGGGCUAAGAAAUACACUAGCUAAGUUACAAUAUGAAAUGUUUAUGCAAUCAGAAAACCAACUUGUUGCGGUGAAACUUAGUGCUGACUCUAGACGUACAGAAGAAAAACAAAACGAAUUACAAGUCGAAAAAGAAUAUGAUAGACGAAUAACGAUUAUUUCCACUAUUUUUGACCGCUUUAUGUCACUUAGAAGAAACUCAAUUAACAUAAAUAUGAUAAAAGAUAUAGUAUUUACAUUUACGGAAUUAGAUAAUAAACUACCAAAAGAAAUGAAACACUUUUUAGUACAAACUUUUAAAACUCAACUAAUGAAAUACGAUCAGGUGAAUUAUGACAAAGAAGAAUUUGUUAAGUUGCUCAUGAUUUAUGCUAGACUGUUAUCAAGUGAAGUUUUUGAACAAUUCACAGAACAUCUAAAACUUUGUGAAGUAGAACUUCUUAAAAUGAAGGAAAGAGAAGAACGAAGAAAAUUACUGAAAAGUUGUUUCGUUUCGUGUGAUUUAGAUCAGUUGAAUGAAUUAUCUUAUGCCCAAGUUUUACAACUCUGUGAAGAUUAUUUCGAUACAUGUGAAGAAAUUAGCAAAGACAAGAUUAAUGAUCCAAGAGAUUGGUUUACAAGAGAAUACCAUUUCAAAUUAUCUGCAACAGAAUCUGUUACAAAUGAAAAUACAACUGAAUGUCCAUCUUCAUUCAAAGCUGAUGAUGACAGCAAUUCAGAGAACAAACAACAUUCUCUACUACGUGAAAAUAGAAAAAACUCAAAUGGUAACAUUCAUCAUGAUGUUGAUGAUGAUAGCUCAUUACAAUUGGGUACUCUCAAGUUGGACGAACUUACCAUCCUUUCCACUCAGUAUAACAACAAAGAUCAAUCAAUACAAACUUGUCAGUCGGUCAAUAUAUCUGGUAUAACACAAAGUCAGUUUGUCAAUAUUAUGGAGUUUAUAAUACCAGCAUCUGCUCCUUUCGAGCUUUUGAACAAUUGUAUGAUAUAUUUGAAAAGAUAUAAAGAUUCAGCUGAAGAACUUGUGGAAAGAAAACUACAGCUAUUUCAGAAGAACUCAAGACUGAAAAAAAACCAGCUGAUGAAUAAAAUAUUCUAUACAUUAGAUCAAGAAUGUUCUGGAACGUUAAAUCUUAAGAGAAUUGAAAACUUUAUAUUAGAUUAUGAAGAUGGAUUUUAUGAGGCCCAUUUAAAGCAAGCUAGGUCAGAUUUAGCUUCUAAAAUCCAGUUGAGUGGAAGUAAGCAAAAUACAAAGUCUUCCUCAGUAUCUAAUGAUCAGAUAACUUCAAGUGAUGAUUUUACUAGCUGUGUAACAUCAUCAUCGUCUGAGAUGUUCAACGAUCGAUUAUAUCUUCAAAGUUCAAGCAAUCAGUUACAAAAUGUUCAUUAUUACUAUUAUCCAGAAAAAUCAGUCGAAAUCAAUAUCAGUGACUUCAAAAUUUUAUUAGAUUACAUAUUUUGGCCUAAAAAUAAUCAAUAUCUUAGUGGUCAUGAAGAAUUUGACUGCAGUUGUUUGGAAAAGUUUCUUGACUACUUACAUGGAAAAUUAAUACAGACUAUAACUGAGAAAAUAAGAACACAAAUUCGACGAGAAUGGAUAGAGAAAAUUUUAAAAGUUUCACUGAAUACAUAUGAUAAUUCAGUUGAACUAGUUUAUAAAACAGUUUUUCAGACACUCAUAAAAGAUACAAUAAAAUAUGGUGAACAAAAACAGAUCGGUGUUAACAUUGCCUUACUUUGUUCACCAUCUACAACAACAAAUGAAGCAUUAAGUGUAAAUGUUAAUACACAAUCCUGUUUACAAUAUGUAGCGGCUAUACCUGAAUCAGAAGCUGACAUUCUGCUUGGUAAGUGUCCACGGAGAGAUGAAUCCGAUUUAUUAUGCAAGUGUUUUAGCACAGGUUUAACAUUGGUUCAUUCUGAAAUGUUGAAAUUGAAAAGAUUUUCACAGGCCAAUAGUGAAUCACUUAACACGUCAAUAUGUUCUGAAACGAACAUGCAACCGAGUUAUCAGUCACCUUUAUUCGCUCUUGCCAUACCAAUACCUAAUGCUAAGCAACAUUUUAUCGGAGUGAUAAAAGUAAACAAUUUAUCAAAAAACAAUCACUUAUUCAAGUUUGAAGAACAUGAAAUUCAAUUUUAUCGUGGUGUUGCUUAUCAACUAGGCUUUGCUUUUUCACUUAUAAACAGUCGUUAUCUACUUAGUUCCAUGGUACAAUAUGCAUUUGAAUGGAUUUAUCAACGACUAGGUGAUAUUGAUGGAAUUAUAUUUUAUCAUCGAUAUACUGACGAUGAUGAUGAUGAUGAUGAGAAUGAUGACGAUGCUACUGACAAACAUUCUACCAAAAUCGAUCCAACAAGUGAGGCAAUAUAUACAUCAUCAAACAAAGAAGUUAAUUAUAAAUUAUGUAAACUUGUAUCAAAAUAUGGUAUUCACCAGACAACCAAUCAUACUGACCUAUAUGUAAUUAGUAAAAAGAAUAACUAUUUAUACUACUACCUAUUUGAUGCACUAGAAUCUGGAUAUUCAUCGGUGAAUCGUGUUCUGGGUCGAACACAUUAUACAUUUCCGUUUACUACUGAUUCCAAUAAUAAAGUGGUAGGUAUCAUCGAUGUCUGUUGUUUAAACGUGCUGAAUAAACAUCGAUUGGAUUAUUUACAUAAAAGUUUAAUACUUUUGCAAGAAGGUUAUGAACAUUUAGUGAAUUAUACAGGAGUAAACACACAUGGUCAGUAUACUAAUACAGACGAAUACAAGACUACAUCUAAAAACCAUGAAGAAAUUGAAAUCAAUUCACAAGUGGAAGAAAGUGGUGAAUCCAGCUGGAUGAAUGAAAACAACAAAUUCACACCUAGAAUUAUUGUGAAAAAAUUAAUAAAAAUGGAACUCCAUCUUUUAACUUUAAAGAUUGAUGAAGAUCUUCUCACCAAUAUAAAAAAAUAUGAAAUAAAACUUUGUGAUUCUGAAAUCUAUCUAUUGUGGACCGUAAUACUGUUGUUGAAUCCUUCCGAAGAAUAUAACAACUCACUAGAUCAGGAAAAUAUUUUCAAACUUCCGGAUGCAAUGAUAACUGGUUUUUAUAAGUCGAUUGUAGAUUAUGAUCCUUUCAUUGGUGAACAACAAUUGACCAAUUUACAAAAAACUCAGUUCAAUGAAAUCUAUGAAAAAAUUUCAAAUGAACAAUUAAAACGGUAUUCAUGUGAAUCAAUAAGAAAUUUGUAUGAAUGGUUGAAAUUAUGCAUUCUUGUAUGGAAAGAAAAUAGUCGCAUGCAUUAUAGAUAGAAAAAAAAAUCAUCUAUUACAACACAAAAAGUAACAACAAAGAAAAUAAAUUUUCUACAAUCAGUAAACAACAAUCAAUCAGUAG